Ascochyta rabiei is the source of this 255-nucleotide messenger RNA. RefSeq names its product Mitochondrial copper homeostasis protein. Lineage: Eukaryota; Fungi; Ascomycota; Dothideomycetes; Pleosporales; Didymellaceae. The record is from RefSeq and is a predicted model, not a curated record. The transcript has 4 exons. Bases 1 to 255 code for a protein of 84 amino acids.
AUGGCCAAACCCGAACAGCCUGACACCGCCGGCAAAGAGUGGGCAGGUGCAACCGCCACAAAGUUCGACAACAAAGCGUACAGCGAAUACUUCGAUCCGUGUCAAGAGGCCGCCGACAAGAGCAUACGCUGCUUGAAGCGCAAUGGCGGGGAGCGCGCCAUGUGUUCUGAUUUCUUCCAGGCGUAUAGGGAUUGCAAGCAGCAAUGGAUGGAGGCGCGCAAGGAGGCGAGGAAGAACAAGCCUUGGUUUAGCUAA